This is a messenger RNA of Coregonus sp. 'balchen', 3622 nucleotides long. Lineage: Eukaryota; Metazoa; Chordata; Actinopteri; Salmoniformes; Salmonidae. The record is from the annotation of a GenBank genome assembly.
AUGAGAGGAAGGGUACGGGGUCCUGUUGAGAAAUAGAGAAGAGAGAAGGUUUACAACAUAAACAGCAUCUGAAGCAGAAAAGUCUCUCCUCUCUCUCUCUGCUCUUUCAGUUCUUUCUUCGUGCCUUAGCACUUACCUCUCCCCAGCAGGGAGGAGCAGGAUCAGGAAGCCAAGGCCGUGUGUGGUUAUGACUCCUGGCUUUAUUACACAUCAGGCUUUUAUAGGACAGGAAAUACAGUCUUGCCUUCACCUACUGUACAGUACCACUACAGGCUUCUCUCCCUGAUUUAUGUCAUCAGGGUUGCUGUGGUGUUCACUCUCUCUAUCUCUCUUACGCAUCAUUCCCCUUUUCUCACCCUUCUCCUCACCCUCAUCUCUCUCUCUCUCUCUCUCUCUCUCUCUCUCCUCUCUCUCUCUCUCUCUCUCUCCUCUCUCUCUCCUCUCUUCUCUCUCCUCUCUCUCUCUCUCUCAUUCCCUCUCUCCUCCCCCUCAUCCCUUUCUCUCUCUUUCCCAGUCAGAUCUACUGUAUAGAGAAUGCUCAUGGGCAGCUGGUUCGAGACCUGGACUUCAAUCCCAACAAACAGUACUACCUGGCCAGCUGUGGGGACGACUGCAAGGUCAAAUUUUGGGAUGUGAGAAACAUCAACGAGCCAGUCAAGAGCCUGGAGGAGCACUCUCACUGGUGGGCACCUGUUACACACUGUAGACACACACACACACACACACACACACACACACACACACAGGACAUGCACAUACACUCACACACAGCAUAUACAGUGUCUUUGGAAAGUAUUCAGACCCCUUGACUUUUUCCACACUUUAUUACGUUACAGCCUUAUUCUAAAAUUGAUUAAAUUGUUUUUUUCCCUCAUUCAUCUACAGACAAUAGCCCAUAAUGACAAAUCAAAAACAUGUUUUUGGACAUUUUUGCGAAUUUAUAUUUAAAAAAUAAAAUAACUUAAAUAUCACAUUUACAUAAGUAUUCAGACCCUUUACUCAGUACUUUGUUGAAGCAAUUACAGCAUCGAUUCUUCUUGGGUAUGACACUACAAGCUUGGCACACCUGUAUUUGGGGAGUUACUCCCAUUCUUCUCUGCAGAUCCUCUCAAGCUCUGUCAGGUUGGAUGGGGAGCGUUGCUGCACAGCUAUUUUCAGGUCUCUCCAGAGAUGUUAAAUCGGGUUCAAGUCCAGGCUCUGGCUGGGCCACUCAAGGACAUUCAGAGACUUGUCCCGAAGCCACUCCUGCUUUGUCUUGGCUGUGUGCUUAGGGUCGUUGUCCUGUUGGAAGGUGAAACUUUGCCCCAGUCUGAGGUCCUGAGCGCUCUGGAGCAGGUUUUCAUCAAGGAUCCAUCUGUACUUUUCUCUGUUAAUCUUUGCCUCGAUCCUGACUAGUCUCCCAGUCCGUACAGCAUGAUGCUGCCACCACCAUGCUUCACCAUAGGGAUGGUUCCAGGUUUCCUCCAGGUUUCUGCUUGGCAUUCAGGCCAAAGAGUUCCAUUUUGGUUUCAUCAGACCAGAGAAUCUUGUUUAUCAUGGUCUGAGAGUCCAAGUGGGCUGUCAUGUGCCUUUUACUGAGGAGUGGCUUCCGUCUGACCACUCUACCAUGCAGGCCUGAUUGGUGGAGUACUGCAGAGAUGGUUGUCCUUCUGGAAGGUUCUCCCAUCUCCACAGAGGAACUCUAGAGCUCUGUCAGAGUGACCAUCGGGUUUUUGGUCACCUCCCUGACCAAGGUCCUUCUCAUGUCCAAUCAAUUGAAUUUACCACAGGUGGACUCCAAUCAAGUUGUAGAAACAUCUCAAGGAUGAUCAAUGGAACCAGGAUGCGCCUGAGCUCAAUUUCGAGUCUCAUAGCAAAGGGUCUGAAUACUUAAGUAAAAACGUAUUUUUUUAAUUAUUAUUUUUAUACAUUUGGAAAACUUUCUAAAAACCUGUUUUCGCUUUGUCAUUAUGGGGUAUUUUUUAUCCAUUUUACAAUAAGGCUGUAAUGUAACAAAAUGUGGAAAAAUACAAGGGGUCUGAAUACUUUCCGAAGGCACUGUAUACCAUUGCAAUUAUAGCCUCAAACCCCCUCUUUACACAACCAACAGAACAUGAACAACAUUCCUACCAAUUAGCAUCAUUUUGCUGAACAGUCAUAUUCCACUGAUGUAUGUGUGCUUUUAGCUUAUUGUAUACUGACCCUGUCACAAUGUAUGUGUUGUUAUGACGAGAAGUUUGUUGCUGCUACAAACAUACAUUCUGAGAUGGUUAAGUACAUUGCACUGCCGUGUUCCGGUGCGGGUUACUGUAGCUAUUCUGUGAUGAGCUGCAGUGCUCAGGGCUAUGUAAGUAGCUGGACACAGUGCACUGCAGUAUUCAGGCGUAUAUGUGUGUGUGUGUGUGUGUGUGUGUGUGUGUGUGUGUGUGUGUGUGUGUGUGUGUAGAGACACGCUCUGUCUCUCUUUCUCUCUCUGGUGUGAGCUGAAUAGAUAAUGACUCUGUCUGAGAGCCAAACCAUGCUGUGGAGAAGUUUGUUGCUGCUACAAUCAUACAUUCUGAGAUGGUUAAGUACAUUGCAUUACCGUAUACACACACAUCCAUCCUACACCCCCCCCCCCCCCCCCCCCCCCCCACCCCCCCAAAAAAAUUGUAUAAAUAAAAAACACACACACACAUACAUACUGUACAUGCAUACAGUGGACUGGCCAAAUGUAUCCAGAACAGUGUAGAUGUGAACCCAUUCUGAUAGUAGGCUCCAGUGUGUGAUUUCUGAGCAGUGCUCUGAGGGACAAUUUUUUCAGGAGGGAAGAGGAUUACCCGAACACAGGGAAAGGGUGCUCUGAGCCUGAUUUUAUGUCAACAGCCCAGUUAUCCCCAAGCAUUCUCUAUGAGAGAGAGAGAGAGAGUAGAGAGCAGAGAGAGAGAGAGAGAGAGAGAAGAAAGAGAGAGAGAGCGAGUGAUGAGAGAGAUGAGAGAGAGAGAGGCCAGAUUUAUGAGCUAUAGAGAGUAUCUCGAUAAUAUCUCCGUCAGUCGCUAUCUUUCCUCUGUCUUGACGACGUAUCUCUCUCUAUCGAUCUCCUCUCUCUCUUCCUCCUCUCGCUCACGUCCCUCCUUCUUCUCGAUCGCUCAUUUUACGCUCUCAGUUGCUAAGAUCCCCCUCCGCCCCCCCCCAACCCUUCUAGUUCCCCCCCACUCGUCCAAGAGAACCUUUUCUCAAAGCGUCAUGUAGGUUUUCAAAAUCAUUACCUUUAUUAGCUAACCAUAAUUACACAACACCUCACGGCAGUACAAACUAAGCAGCAGAGAAACAAAGCCCAGAUCCAUCUCAAUUACCACACACGUACAUGGACUGAGGAGCCAAAGGGAUAAGCGACAAAAGGAAAGAGAGAAUAUAUAGAUGGAUUAAAAACACCCAUUCACUGAUUCUCUGUGUGUGUGUGUGUGUGUGCCCACCACCCAGGGUGUGGAGCGUGCGCUACAACCACUCUCAUGAUCAGCUGCUGCUGACCGGCAGCAGUGACAGCAGGGUGAUUCUGUCCAACAUGGUGUCCAUCUCCUCCGAGCCCUUCGGUCACCUGGUGGACGACGAUGACCUCAGCGACGAAGAGGAUAACCACCAGGACAAGAAGUAUGGACACUAA